AUGAAUAAGGAAGUUAUGUCACGUGUGAUGAAGAAGAGGCAGGCGGAUCCAAAGGUGGUCCAGUAUGUGUGGGCGGCGAUAGAAGUCAUUCGCAACCAGAAACAAAUAGCCAACAUGGACAGAAUCUCCAAGUACCUGAGCCGAGUCUUUGGGAUGCAUCCUAAAGAGACUGCCAGACAGCUGAGCCUGGCUGUGAAGGACGGCCUGGUGGUGGAGACAUUGACGGUUGGCUGCAAGGGUUCCAAGGCCGGGAUUGAGCAGGAAGGCUAUUGGCUGCCUGGGGAUGAGAUGGAGCCGAAGCCCGAGGGAAGCAAGUCCUCAACUGUGCCUGACCCUGCAAAUGACUGGGAGACGGAGAGCCACGACUGGUACUGCUUUGAGUGCCACCUCCCCGGCGACGUCCUGACGUGCGACAACUGCUUCAGAGUCUACCACUUGAAAUGUUUGUCAGACGAAUGCAAGCCCAGAGACUGUGGCUCCCACUGGCAAUGCGUCGUCUGUAGGGGCAGCAAAAAGAAGAACCUGAACAAACAGGAGAUGUGUAAAUACCUGCGUUUCAUUGUCCAGCGUAUGAAGGAGAGGGCAGUGGACCUAAACAAGAAAGGCAAAGACACGAAACAUCCCAUGUACAGACGACUGAUCCACACUGCGCUGGACGUCUCCAACAUACAGGAGAACCUGACUGAAGGGAAGUACAAGAACUUUGAGGAGUUUAAGGCAGAUGCCCAGCUGAUUGUUCAUAACACUGCCAUUUUGUACGGAGUACACAGUGACCAGGCAGAGAUUGCGCGGCUUCUCUUUAGUGACACAUGCCAUGAGUUGAACGAGCUAUUAUUGUGUAAGAACUGCUUCUACCUGUCCAACGCCCGGCCAGACAACUGGUUCUGUUACCCAUGUAGUCCCAGCCAUGACUUAGUCUGGGCCAAAAUGAAAGGUUUUGGAUACUGGCCGGCCAAAGUCCUUCAGAGGGAUGACAAUCAGGUGGAUGUGCGCUUCUUUGGACACCAGCAUCAAAGAGCAUGGAUUCCCUCAGACAACAUCCAGGACAUCAAGGUGAGCGUCCAGCAGCUGCAGGUGAAGCGCAGUAAUGGCUGGAAAAAGGCCUGCGAGGAGCUGGAGAUCUACCAGCGCUUCUUGAGGGAGGGGCGUGUGUGGAAAACAAAGAUGGAGGAAGGCAGCCCACUGCAACAACAAAACCAGAGCCAGCGGCAGCAGGAAGAGAGCAGUAGCAGGACAGAAAGGCUGGAGCGGACAGACGAAGCAGAGUCCAGCAUCUCCUCCACCAGUAACGAGCAGGUCCGGAAUCUCAAAGGGAGUCAGGAGCCCAAAGCCAAGAAGAGCCGUCGCUCUCAGCCGGCCGAGACAAAAGAAGAAGGCAGCGAUCCGGAGCCAGAGAUGGAGGCAGUCAGCUCAAGCCAAGAGAUCCCAGUGUCCUCGGCGCCUCUGCAACCUGAGAAACUGUCUGUGUCCACGCAGACAAAGAAAGCCAGCAGCGGGUCACCUCGCACGACGCACCGCGGCACCCAGACCACACAGACGGCUGCCAGAACAUGUGCCAUGAGAAAUACACCAAGGUCUUCAAUGAUGUCAAAGAGAUGAUGAAGGCGGACAACAAGAGGGAGACGGAGAGAGUUGUCCGAGAAGCUUUGGAGAAGCUGCGUGCGGAGAUGGAGGAGGAGAACGUCAGGCGGUGAGCAAGGCGGUUGGCAGGAACUCAGGCUGAGAUGGAGAGAAAGUGUAAGCAGGUGAAGGAGAAGUGUAAAGAAGAAUGGUGGAGGAGGUGAAGAAGUUGUGGCCCAACAAGCAGCUCAUCUCUCAAACCAAGAAAAAACAGUGGUGUUAUAACUGUGAAGAGGAGGCCAUGUACCACUGCUGCUGGAACACCUCCUACUGCUCCAUCAAGUGUCAGCAGGAACACUGGCACGCCGACCACAAACGAACCUGCCGCCGAAAGAGAUGAACAAUGCCCGCCUCCUCUCUGCCUAUGCCGCACGCCAUUGGCUGUUGCCCUGUUCCGGUCCUGUCAGUCAAUAACUACAAACUCACAUCUCCCUUCUGUUUCUGUACUUGCCUUCCUCAAACCUUUGUGGACCUGAUAUUUUCUGCCUGAAAAGAGCUAUUUGUUCUUUUUUUUAAUUGACCUUAUUUAAUGUGCUUAUUGUGUUUUUCUUAUUCAUUGGUUUCUUCUGGAUCUUGGGCGGAUUGAUCAGGAGCAUGGUAUGAUGAUGUGCAGUUUUUUUUUAUGUAUAAUUACUGAAGUGCUAAUUCUGAGCUCGUUUCACAGAAUGUGUUAUUUAAGUGUGUAGUAACAGAUUAAGUGAAAACAUUUUAUUACCUGAAAUUUUUUUAAGUCACUUUUCUUACUGUAAAUGUAACAACACACCGUCAGUUUAAAAAAAAAAAGGGGGGGGGGGGGAAGAAACUGAGUACUACCGUACCUUUAAACUAACUCUGCUUUUGUAGAGAAAAGAAUCUUUAAAAAAAAAACAAAAAAAAAAAACAUAAUACAGCAGAAAAGGGGGAAUAUGGUGAAAAUGUUGCUGUGGUUAGCACUUUUCAAUGUU
Molecule: messenger RNA, 2564 nt
Organism: Thalassophryne amazonica
Lineage: Eukaryota; Metazoa; Chordata; Actinopteri; Batrachoidiformes; Batrachoididae
Gene: zmynd11
Product: zinc finger, MYND-type containing 11
Exons: 16
Coding region: 1-1599 (532 amino acids)
Biological process (GO): regulation of transcription elongation by RNA polymerase II
Molecular function (GO): DNA binding; transcription corepressor activity; protein binding
Source: RefSeq, a predicted model, not a curated record